AUGAAUCCGCAGAUGCAAAAUUACCGGCAAUUUGCCGCCCAGGCGCAGGGGAGAUCUCCCGCAGCGGCACGUCGCCCAGGCCAAAUCCCGCCAGCCCAGCACGCCGCCCAGCAUGCCGCCCAGCAAGCUCAAGCACAAAUGAUGCAACAGCAAGCCCAGCAGCGCAACGCCGCAAUCGAGCAUCAACUUGCCCAACGACGCACGCGAAAGCCCACCGAUCGAAACCUCCCCGAUGGACUGGAAGAUAUUGUCAUUGGCGACGGCGUGGACCAAUACAAGAAACUCCGCGAAGCAGAGAAACGCCUGGACCAUCUCAUGGCGCGCAAGAGAUUGGAAAUCCACGACAAUUUCAGUAAGAAUGUGAAGAGGCAGAAGACCAUGCGCAUCUGGAUAUCCAACACCGUGUCAGGCCAGCCGUGGCAGACAACCUCCGAUGAAGACGCCUUUACAUUCGAGUCAGGCGGCGAUCCCACCUACCGCGUGAAAAUCCAAGGCCGCCUUCUCGAGUACGACGACGACGACAUCCUGCACAGCGACUCUGAAGACGAAGGGCAAGAGGAUCAAGAAAUGGGCGACAACGAAGACCAACAACCGAACAAACGCCGCAAACUCAAAUCUCCCUCAAAAAAGUUUACCCAUUUCUUCAAAGGCAUGACUGUCGAAUUUGACAACCCAAAGAACACCAGCAAUAUAGCCGGAGAUCCGAACCAGACCGUGACCUGGAAAAAGGGUGCGAGCCCUAACCAAUCCGGCGAUUUUGACAGCAUUGAAUUCGAGCGCAAGGCAGAUGAGAACGUCAACAUUGCAAUCUGUCUGACGAGGGAUGAGCAACCUGAACGGUUCCGCUUGUCAAAAGCAUUAGCCGAGACGUUGGACAUGGAAGAAGCCGACCGCGCAGAGGUCGUCAUGGGCAUCUGGGACUAUGUCCGCGCCAUGGGCCUCCAAGAAGACGAAGAGCGCCGCUCCAUUCAAUGCGACGAUUCCUUGAAACGAAUCUUCGACACUGAAACAUUCUUCUUCCCGCAAGCCGCCGAGCGGCUGAUCCCCCAUUUACACCCUCUUCCGCCUGUUCGUCUUCCAUAUACGAUCCGCGUUGACCAAGCGUUCCACCAGUCUGGCACUCCGGAGCCAACAGUCUACGACGUGCGUGUCACGACCGAAGACCCCUUGCGGCCCCUUUUCUUCCGCAUGACGCAGAACCCCGAACACGCCGCAACGCUGCAACAACUGCGCAAGUUGGACGACGAUCUCGCGGUCCUAAUGCAAAGCCUCAACCACCACAAGGCGCGUCAUCAAUUCUUCACGUCCAUGGCGAAAGAUCCGCAGAAAUUUGUGGAGCGGUGGCUCAGCUCGCAAAAGCGCGAUCUCAGCGUCUUGCUCGGAGAAGUUGAAAAAGGCGAUGUCGCGGGAAUGGAGUUCGCUGGUCAAGAGGUCUGGAGUGGUGAGACUGUCAAGGAAGCAGUGCGGUAUCGGCUUGCCCGGGCAGAGGCUCAGGCGCAUUCACAAUCACAGCCACAGCCACAAGGGGGGCGAUAG
This is a messenger RNA of Cladophialophora carrionii CBS 160.54, 1536 nucleotides long. RefSeq lists its product as uncharacterized. Lineage: Eukaryota; Fungi; Ascomycota; Eurotiomycetes; Chaetothyriales; Herpotrichiellaceae. Gene Ontology annotation, biological process: regulation of transcription by RNA polymerase II. Gene Ontology annotation, cellular component: nucleus; SWI/SNF complex. The record is from RefSeq and is a predicted model, not a curated record. The transcript is spliced from 2 exons. The coding region runs from base 1 to 1536 and encodes 511 amino acids.